Molecule: messenger RNA, 1824 nt
Organism: Populus euphratica (Euphrates poplar)
Lineage: Eukaryota; Viridiplantae; Streptophyta; Magnoliopsida; Malpighiales; Salicaceae
Gene: SK41
Product: shaggy-like protein kinase 41
Exons: 13
Coding region: 291-1559 (422 amino acids)
Biological process (GO): signal transduction; peptidyl-threonine phosphorylation; cell differentiation
Cellular component (GO): nucleus; cytoplasm
Molecular function (GO): ATP binding; protein serine/threonine kinase activity
Source: RefSeq, a predicted model, not a curated record
UCGAAAAUCGAAAAUCGAAAAUCGAAAGGUGGUGAACCCAAAAUCACUAAUUAAUAUACUUUGAGUAAAAAGCACUACUUAUUAUAUCAAUAAAUAUUUGUUUCAAUCAGUCAGUCAGAGAACAUUUUUUUUUUUUUGUUUUUGCUCCCUUGGAGUCUGAAAUGCAAGAAAUUUCCUCUCUCCUGAAGCAUUUCCAGGAAGAUAAGUGCUUGGAUUGGGUGGAUUGCAGAACUGCAAAGUGUCAUGAGGGUAGGAAAUACUAGCAAGUGCAAUACUUGUUGCGUGUACUCAUGUCGUCUGCCAGCUUAGGAAAUGGGGGAGUUGGAAGUUCCAGGUCCGUUAAUGGUUUCAAAAGUUCGUCUAGUUCUGUGGAUUGGCUGGGCAGGGAGAUGCUUGAGAUGAGAUUAAGGGACAAGGUGGACCAUGACGAGGACAGAGAUAGUGAACCCGAUGUAAUUGAUGGUGUGGGUGCAGAAGCUGGGCAUGUCAUCAGGACCACUAUUGGUGGUCGAAAUGGUCAAUCUAGGCAGACUAUCAGUUAUAUAGCAGAACAUGUGGUUGGAACCGGUUCCUUUGGUGUUGUCGUUCAAGCGAAAUGUAGGGAAACUGGAGAGAUUGUUGCCAUCAAGAAAGUUCUCCAAGACAAACGCUACAAGAACAGGGAGUUACAGAUUAUGCAAAUGCUGGAUCAUCCAAAUAUCGUUGCCCUUAAACACAGCUUCUUUUCUACUACAGACAAGGAAGAGCUCUACCUAAAUCUUGUUCUUGAAUACGUUCCUGAAACUGUUAAUCGUAUUGCUAGGAACUACAGCAGGAUGAACCAACGAAUGCCUUUAAUAUAUGUUAAACUCUACACCUACCAGAUAUGUCGGGCGCUUGCCUACAUACACAAUUGCAUUGGUAUUUGUCACCGUGACAUCAAGCCUCAAAACUUACUGGUGAAUCCAUCCACACAUCAGCUGAAACUUUGUGAUUUUGGGAGUGCUAAAGUGCUGGUGAAAGGUGAGCCAAAUGUCUCGUACAUAUGUUCAAGAUACUAUCGGGCUCCAGAACUGAUAUUUGGUGCUACCGAGUACACAACUGCUAUUGAUAUAUGGUCUACUGGUUGUGUGAUGGCUGAGUUGCUACUUGGGCAGCCUUUGUUUCCUGGUGAAAGUGGAGUUGACCAACUAGUUGAGAUCAUUAAGGUUCUGGGAACACCAACCAGGGAGGAGAUAAAGUGCAUGAACCCAAACUAUACAGAAUUUAAGUUCCCACAGAUAAAGCCUCAUCCAUGGCACAAAGUCUUCCAAAAGCGUUUACCCCCAGAAGCAGUAGACCUCGUCUGUAGGUUUUUCCAGUACUCUCCUAAUUUGCGAUGCACUGCUUUGGAAGCCUGUGUUCACCCUUUCUUUGAUGAAUUGAGAGAUCCAACCACCCGCCUUCCAAAUGGUCGCCCUCUUCCUCCACUAUUUAAUUUUAAACCCCAGGAGCUCUCGGGCAUACCGACUGAUAUUGUCAACAGGCUCAUUCCAGAGUAUGCUCGUAAACAGAACUUAUUCAUGGCGUUGCACACCUAGGAAUUGUUGCAGCAACCUUGGUUCUACUCAUCUUCCAUGCCGUUGUCUUGUAUCAAAACUUGUAAAAAUUUCCUCCUCUUAUCAUCCUCUACCUGAUAUGAGAAAGAGUGCUGCGAAAGGAGUUGGGAUAAAUUGUGAAACCUGAGGCUUUAAAGUUUGCUUGUUGGUGAAGGUGUAUUUUUGUUGUUACUUGGAGACGACUGCAACUCGUGAUGUAUAUUUAUGGUAUGCCCAUCAUUAUAGCUUGUCAUUUACUUAGAAUUAA